AUGCUCGACCCGCCCGCGAUCAACAUUGCCGCACCGGAACCGACCGCACCGACCGAAAGCGAACCCCCCGCGAAAGUAAUGAAUCAAAUACGAAAAUGGGGGUGUCACUUUGAUGGGAAGGACCCGGUGUCCUUCCUGGAACGUAUCGAGGAGUUACAAGCCGAAUACGGAUACGACGGCGCGUUGCUCCUUCGCGGACUACCAGAGAUGCUACGGGGAGACGCGCUCCUCUGGUAUCGUAACAACCGGACCGCGUGGGGGACGUGGCAGGAGUUCCUCGGAGAAUUUCGUGAGUACUACCUGCCGCGCCGUUAUUUUUCCCAGCUACGACGGGACAUUCAAGCCCGAACGCAGGCUCCGGACGAGCCGUACCGAAAGUACGCGACCGAUGUACUCACGAUGAUGCGUCGCGACGGGAGUUACGUAGAGGAGGAGCAGCUCGACUUCCUCUACGACAAUAUGCACCCUAGAUACAAACUAUACGUCCGUCGCGACGACGUCCACCGCGCCACCGAAUUGCUGCGACGCAUCAGCUCACAAUGCCGCGAACGUCAAUCCGCGUCGAAACCGUCCGCGAAUUCCGCUGCCACCGCCUACGACAAGAACGAAUGCUGCUGGUGGUGCAACCAGCGCGGCCACACGCGAUUCGAAUGCCGCCGCGCAACCCGAAAAUUCUGUUCCCUAUGCGGGAAAGACAACAUACAAGGUGUCAGGUAA
This is a messenger RNA of Solenopsis invicta (red fire ant), 717 nucleotides long. Its product is annotated as activity-regulated cytoskeleton associated protein 2-like. Lineage: Eukaryota; Metazoa; Arthropoda; Insecta; Hymenoptera; Formicidae. Gene Ontology annotation, molecular function: zinc ion binding; nucleic acid binding. The record is from RefSeq and is a predicted model, not a curated record. Bases 1 to 717 code for a protein of 238 amino acids. The transcript has a single exon.